CUCGGACGUUGAUUUCGAAACAAACUCUGCGUACAGUGAACGUAUGGCAAAUGCACAUGGAAAAGCCAAGACUCGCUUUUCGCGGGAUCUACAUACCCAUUUGGUGGGAGUUGAGGCGAGAAGAUGUGGGGAUCAAGCAGUAUGAAGUCUCUGACCCACUGACAUUCUCUUUAGUUAGUUGGCAGAAACAAACGUCGAUAAUCCGUGAGUCAGACUCUCGAUGUUCGUAAUCAGGAUCGUCAGUGAAGUAAUUUUUGGAGAAAAGGAGAAGAGGUCGAGAGAGAUUGUUAACAGGUCGAAUCUCGUUUUGAGAUGCGCUUAAGUCGCGGCUUAUUGACCAGUGUCGCUGUUUGCUUCACAGUACUCUUCCUCCUUUUAAACUCGAGAUCGACGGUGGAAACUGUUAACGAUUCAGGAAGGAUAGGGAAAUCUAAUGAUGGGGAGCAGGAAAUUCGUAAAGGCCAGACGUAUCGACGCGUUACACCUUCCCUUGCGGAACUGGGUGUUCGUGAGAGUUUGCACAAAGUGAACGAGCACAUUUUAAUGUUGACUCGUGUACCUGACGCCGGGUCUGAGCUGUUAGUCUUGAUUCUACAACGUCUGCAGGGUUACAAUGCGUUUAAACAUAUACGGUUACCACCUGGUGAUCAUGGGCUUCUGUCAACUUUACAGGAGGAACUUUUGAUUGAGGAGAUCACUAAUAUCAUAAGACAGGAGGCGAUCCCUCUGAGCUUCGACGGGGAUGUUAGAUUUCUGAAUUUUUCCAAGUUCGGACGAGAAUCUCCGACGUUUGUCUCUCUAGUGAGAAAUCCCGUAGGCGCGCGUAAUUUACAGAGAUAUCACGAUGGACGGAGAAACGUGCUCGAUGAUAGAGCCAUACCAACGUUUUGUGGCCAAGAUCCUCGAUGCACAGAGGUAAAUAACAAGUGGGCGUUGGAACGAGCUAAAACGAACGUAGUUGAAUACUAUCCUGUCGUUGCUCUAUUAGAGUACAUGGAACGAUCCAUAGAUGUAUUGGAAUACAAAUUCCCAUAUUUCUUUCGAGGUGCUAAAGAUAGUUACAGAAAGAUUCAGCCUGGAGGGAAACGCUUUUCCAGUCCAACGUUCAGGCUAAAGCCACGAGACGGAGAUAUUUUAUUUAAGCUUCUUAAGGAUGAAAUAGAAUUUUACCAGUGGCUAAAACAUCGACUUUUAAAUGAGACAUUGAUCGAUGCUGAUGAAAGCCGUUAAUUAUGAAAUAGAGGAUUACCUAUAACUUACAUCAUGCUCUAGCGCUAGUUUCGUAAUAUACCAAAGAUAAUUGUCGUACUAAAUAUUUGAAUAAUAAUAAUUUCUUUGUACCGAGAUAAAUCGAUUGAAAAGUUUUUGUUAGGGGAGAAGUGUGGUCGUAGAUUAUUCUCUUUUUGUACUUUUAUUGUGAGAAAGCUGCUGUAAAUUAAGAGUACGACGAAAUGUCUUUUUUCAGGAUUCUAUUCCACGUCAGAUUGGCAAUAAAAUUACAAAUUAUUAACAAUUGCUCUUUACUUUAGUGAAAAUUCUUAAAAAAUAUUGCAGUUGUUGGAAGAUUUUUCUACUUCAAUAAAUCCCAUGAAAUUCUGUAAUACGCUCGCAAGAUAUAAUUGUAUAUUUCUAUCUUUUUAGUAAGAAUGACAAUAAUACUUUGUUUUGCAGUAGCAAGGAUUUUAAUUUUCCUCUGCUUGUUUGGCAAACGUUCUUAAAGAACGUAGGAUACAGUAAGAGAAAUGCUCCAUUAUCAUAGUUUAUAAUUUAUUAAUUUUUACAUUUUUAUUAUAAAUCCAUUAUAACAAUAUGGUGUAAUAAUUCAAACACGUUCUCCGCGUCGAAGUUACGUCUUUGUAAUAGCAAUUCUCGAUGUACAGUGCUACGUUGAAACAUCCUCGUUGUGCAUGAUAGUCAAAACUUUUGUCGAGCAGUGAUCAUCGACGAGGAAUAAUUAGGGUACAAAAGUUGCGAGCCAUGUCAAGUUGAACAUAUACGUAAUUUAUAUCGUUUCCACUGUUAUAAUUAUUCCACAAUUUCAAUCGGCAAUUAUUCGUUGAAUAUAUUAAUAUGUAAUAUCUUUCAAAGCUGCUAUCAAUUACAUUUAGCAUACAAUCAAAAAAUAUAAGUGUAAAUAUUUUCCUUACUUUAACUUUGUGCGGGAAAUAAAGAAAGAACAAUGCUCUUCUAAUGUAAGUAGUAAUUCGUUGAUAUUGAAUUUUCACGGCGCCAAGUCCAAUGAAAUAACUAUACAGUAACUGUAUUAUACACAACAUUUGUCUUCGCAAUUGCGACGAUUUCGAAACGUGCGACACGCCGCUAUCGAGGAAGAAGGUAUUUUCAUCAGGUUAUUUAUAUCUCAAACGAAUAUAUUUAGAAUAAAUAUGGAAAAAUGUACAAAGAAACAAUUAGAAAAACGUACAAUGUGAUCGUGGUUAUUCCGAGUGACAGAAGCAGCCGAGUGUGUUAUUACAUUGUCAAGCUCUUACCGUUUAUUUACACUUGCUAGCCUUAGAAAAUGCAAGUUGUCAUGUAUACGCGACGAAAGGUUACCAACAUUGAUACGAUAGAAUUGAAAAAUUACUUCCAACCACACAAGCGUUUAGGAUACACUCCCUCCCCCAAAUCGUAAAUAGAACAUAUAAAAAUAUUUAUUCGAGCAGUCGAAAUCCCAAGUGUUGCUAUAAAAAACGCCAACUAUCGUUAUCAACGAUGGUAUUACCGUUUUACGACGUUUGUUUAUGAGUUGAACGAAAA
Messenger RNA from Frieseomelitta varia, 2757 nucleotides. RefSeq names its product uronyl 2-sulfotransferase-like. Gene Ontology annotation, molecular function: sulfotransferase activity. Bases 313 to 1230 code for a protein of 305 amino acids. The transcript has 6 exons. Gene Ontology annotation, cellular component: membrane. The record is from RefSeq and is a predicted model, not a curated record. NCBI's taxonomy places the organism in Eukaryota, Metazoa, Arthropoda, Insecta, Hymenoptera, Apidae.